Cucumis melo (muskmelon) is the source of this 3447-nucleotide messenger RNA. Its product is annotated as cyclin-dependent kinase C-2 C. Gene Ontology annotation, cellular component: nucleus; cyclin-dependent protein kinase holoenzyme complex. The transcript has 9 exons. Gene Ontology annotation, biological process: protein phosphorylation; positive regulation of transcription elongation by RNA polymerase II. Bases 668 to 2743 code for a protein of 691 amino acids. Gene Ontology annotation, molecular function: cyclin-dependent protein serine/threonine kinase activity; RNA polymerase II CTD heptapeptide repeat kinase activity; ATP binding. The record is from RefSeq and is a predicted model, not a curated record. NCBI's taxonomy places the organism in Eukaryota, Viridiplantae, Streptophyta, Magnoliopsida, Cucurbitales, Cucurbitaceae.
AAUAACACUGAGAAAAACUAAUCCUUUAUUAAAACUUAAACCAGAAAAGAUGAGAACAAUUUCAAAGGCUUUCCAAAGUGCUAAUUGUGAAAGAUAUAAACUUUUGAGGGCUAUUGCUACGAAAUUUCCCAAAGGAACUGAAACUCAAAGCUUGUAGUACAGUGCUCUAAUGGCGGAAUCAGUGAAAUGAAGGGAAAGCAAAGAGAAAAUAGAAAGAAAGAAAGAGAGAAAAAGAAAAGAUGAAAUUAAAAACGGUAUAGAUAACAAAAAAAGCAGAGAAAAGGAAGAAGAAGGCAGUUAGGACCCACAAUGUUUCUCUUUCUUUUCGUUCCUCUGCUUUCGGACCGUUUCUUACAAAAAAAAAAGAAACUAUUUGGCCAAUUCUUCAUACUGCAGAUCUCGCAGUAUGAAGAACACGAGGUCAUUGUGUUGCCAGCCAACAAGUUAAACCCAAAAAUGGCUCUCAUUUCAGAUGGGUUCAAUCCAUUUUCUCUUCUUUUUUUACAUCCUCAGAUAAUCCAGCAGACCCUUUUGAGUUGCCGUUGGAUGUAGGGGUUCGAUCCCCCCCUCUUCCGCUUUGUGCCGAGCAGCCCAUUUCCUGAUCAGGGUUGAUCUUGAUCGCCCUUGUGUCGUUUCUCCGAUCGAUGCUGUCGGGAUUUGGUGGUUCAUGGGUUGCAUUAGCUCCAAGCACGUAGCUAAGGCGGCGGCAUCACCUGUUUAUAACCAUCAUCAUCAUCGGACCAAACCCAAUAAACCGACCACCACUACAACCGCCACCGUUGCCGCCGAGAAUGGUUCUGUCGUGACCCUGCCGCCUUUAUCCAAAGCUCAUUCCGUGGCGACGCUUGAUUAUGAGAAGAAAGGGGAGGACAAAUCGGAGGAUCGAAGUCGAGAUAUUAAGAAAUCUAAAGGAGGCAAGGGGGGUUCUUUCAGAUUAGGGUUUUCUCAACGCUACGUUGAAGCUGAGCAGAUUGCCGCCGGCUGGCCCUCUUGGCUUAGUAGUGCUGCCGGUGAGGCCGUACAUGGAUGGGUUCCUCUCCGAGCUGAUUCGUUCGAGAAGUUGGAGAAGAUUGGACAAGGUACAUACAGCAGUGUGUUUCGUGCUCGAGAAGUUGAGUCAGGAAAAAUGGUUGCCUUGAAGAAGGUUCGUUUUGACAAUUUUCAACCGGAGAGCAUUAGGUUUAUGGCAAGGGAAAUUAUGAUUUUGCGCAGGCUUGAACAUCCAAACAUCAUGCAAUUAGAAGGAAUAAUUACUUCCAAAAUGUCUAGCAGCAUUUACCUUGUAUUUGAAUACAUGGAACAUGACCUUGCAGGGUUAGUGUCUUCUCCUAAUGUCAAGUUCAGUGAGGCACAGAUCAAGUGUUAUAUGAGACAGCUUCUAUCUGCAAUUGAGCAUUGCCACCUUCGGGGUAUAAUGCAUAGAGACAUUAAAGCAUCCAAUAUUUUGGUAAACAAUGAAGGAGUUCUGAAGUUAGCAGAUUUCGGACUAGCAAAUGUCAUAAACUCGAGAAACAAGCAAGCUCUAACAAGUCGAGUGGUGACAUUAUGGUAUCGCCCACCCGAGCUUCUGAUGGGUUCAACAGAUUACGGAUUAACUGUGGACCUCUGGAGUAUAGGAUGCGUAUUUGCUGAAUUGCACCUGGGAAAACCACUUCUUAAAGGAAGAACCGAGGUUGAACAAUUGCACAAAAUAUUCAAACUUUGCGGCUCCCCACCUGAAGAGUUCUGGAAAAAAACAAAGCUUCCUCAUGCAGCUAUGUUCAAACCCCAACAUUCAUAUGAAAGUUCUCUGAAUGAAAAGUGCAAAGAAUUUGCACCAUCCGCAGUGAGCCUAUUAGAAUCUUUUCUUGCCAUAGAACCUUACAAGCGUGGAACCGCCUCAUCUGCUCUCAUGUCUGAGUAUUUCAAAACGAAGCCAUAUGCUUGUGAUCCAUCUACCUUGCCCAAGUAUCCACCAAAUAAAGAAAUGGAUGCCAAAAAUCGUGAAGAUGCGCGAAGGAAGAGGGCUAAUGCAAAAGCAAAAGAGACAGGGGUAACACAAAGGCCUAGAAGAGUUAGAAGGAAUUUCCAAGAAUUGAACAGUCAUAAAGUGCCAAUCAAAGAGGGAGCAGAAGAAAACAUUCAACCUUCUCGACGGAAUGGCAGCAAUACUGCCAACCUUUCCAAAGAACAAGGUGACGUUUUCCAAAGAGAUCCUCAGAAGCAACUAUUUGAUACAACAUCAGAGUCCCAGGCUGCAACAGCACCAAAUCAGCGAGGAGAUAGUGCAUUCACAGCCCCAAUACCGGUCUCAGCAUCUAGUGGUUUUUCUUGGGUAAAGAAGCGAAAAGAGGAAGCUACAUCUGCAAUAUCAGAUGGUCUUAAGAGCCAAAUAAGUGCUCUGGAUCCAUCCUUUGCAAAUUACACCUUUGAAAUAACAAAAAAACAGAAUGGACACACAUACAUUCCAGUCAGUUCAGGCACGCAGGACUACGAAUUACGAAAACACCAUAGAAGAAAACACAAUUUCCCCGAGUCUUUUGAUGCAUCCGAAGCAUACCCGUUCUUGGAUAUGUCCAAUGAACUAUAUCCAAAACCACCAUCCAACACCACAGCAAACCUCGACAACGAUGAUACAGAAUCACACAUUGAAUUCUCAGGACCGUUGUUAACACAACCCCAUAAAAUAGACGAAAUCCUUCAAAGAAAUGAAAGUCAUAUCCGACGAGUGGCUCGAAAAUCCAGGUUUGAAAAAGAUAAGUGAUUCGGGCAUUAUCCUGUGCAAUAGAGAUGAUAGACGUACAUAACAACCACACUUAGCAGCAGCAGUUCCAAGACCUGUGUCCACAACGGAGCUUAGAUUGACCAUUUGCAAACCCGACAACAAAAGAACAAGCGUAAAGGAAGCAGAAAAGAAGAAGCUUCUAGAGAUAUACAUACAUUUAUUUGAGAUAUUCAGACAAGUUGAAUGCAAAAAAAAAAAAAAAAAUACCCGUCGGAUGCAAUUGAUCAUCUUUUUUUUUUUUCGAAAAACGUGGUUUUAGCUUUUCCUGCAUCGUUCUUAUCAUCUGAAUGAACACCCAAAAACAUAUAAAUAUAUAAAUGCCAAUUUCAAUUUAUCAUACUCUCCACCAUCAAAAAAAACAAAAUAUACAUUCUACCCAAAAAAACAUAAUUAAAAAAUGAAUUCAUGAGCAAGUGGUCAAAAUUACAAUAAGAAAGCGAACGAUGAAAGAUAAGAAUAAAGAAAUUCGGAAAAAGAAAAAGGGAAAAAAUAGAAUUUGAAUGUAGGGCGAAAUCCCUCGCUUUGACUGCAAAAGCUUGGGCAGUAAAGCGGCCAUGGAAGCCCUCACCGGAAAGUGAUAAUGUUAAGCCCAACGCAACUGAGAGUGCGCCACAAUUUGAAAAAACCUCUCCCUGUGGAAUACCACGCCACCCCUAACUCAAGAGGGAAGCGCUCGGCCUCGG